Molecule: messenger RNA, 869 nt
Organism: Trichogramma pretiosum
Lineage: Eukaryota; Metazoa; Arthropoda; Insecta; Hymenoptera; Trichogrammatidae
Product: probable serine/threonine-protein kinase samkC
Exons: 2
Coding region: 162-842 (226 amino acids)
Source: RefSeq, a predicted model, not a curated record
UACACAGCACUCGAGCUCGAGCGACAACAAUGGCCAGCUAGCUCUCGGGCAUCGAGGGCCAGUGCCGAGUUCAGUGCGUCGAUAAAAUCGACAGUCGCGUUUGACACUUUUGUGUAUGUUUUUUUUUUUUUUUUGUUUUGAACCAAAGUUAAAAGUCCAAAAUGAAAAAAUCCGAGUCCGAAUCCAAAGGUAAGUCGGCGGCACCGACUGCAGACCAAGCCAAGCCGGACAAGCCUCGGCCAAAGCCAGCUCACAAAGUGCUCGACAGGUCGCAGAAAGUUUCCAAUCAAGUGAACGUGACAAAUAUCGUGCAUAACGGUCCGAGGCUGCCUGUAAAACAUCAUCAUAAACCAAGCACCUCGCAGCAGCAGCAUCAUCACCACCCCAAGCCCAACACCUCCCAUGUUCAGAAAGCACCGGGACAAACGCCGAGUUUACCAGCAGCUGGCACAAGCCAAGCCAGCACUCACGAGAAAAAAUUCAUUCCUAAACCGAAAAAUUUCAACAAACCAGUGGAACAACAAUCUGCAUCCAACAUCAGUAUUAAUCUUUCAGUUGAUUUACAAACCCUACUGAAUGUGCUGCCUCAAAAUCAAAAUUUGCCUCGUCCUUAUAACCCUCCGAAUCAUCAACAACAAAAUCAAAAUCCACCUGGUAACUUUAAGCCUCAAAAUAAACAUUAUCAACAACAGCAACAACAACAUCAACAACAACAACAAAAACAGCCACAGCAACAUAAGAGUGGUAAGAAUGAUAAUGAAAAGCCUCAUCGAGUGAACAAGCAAUCAGAAGGAACAAAAGUGCAUCACAAAUCUCAUACCGAUAAGCCAGCUCGUUCAUAAAAUUUUAAUAGCUCAAUGAAGUUAAUA